This is a messenger RNA of Recurvomyces mirabilis, 654 nucleotides long. RefSeq names its product transcription factor of the MADS box (gene MCM1). Bases 1 to 654 code for a protein of 217 amino acids. The transcript has 3 exons. Gene Ontology annotation, biological process: positive regulation of transcription by RNA polymerase II. The record is from RefSeq and is a predicted model, not a curated record. Gene Ontology annotation, molecular function: RNA polymerase II cis-regulatory region sequence-specific DNA binding; DNA-binding transcription factor activity, RNA polymerase II-specific; protein dimerization activity. NCBI's taxonomy places the organism in Eukaryota, Fungi, Ascomycota, Dothideomycetes, Mycosphaerellales, Teratosphaeriaceae.
AUGUCGGCCGAGAUCGUUACGCAAGAUCCAAUCAACUCUCACGACGAGCACGACGACCUGGAGAAUGGUGCCGGCGAACCUCGCGGCAUCAAGCGCUCGCGCACCAGUGCCGCUGCCGACGACGAUGAUGACGACGACGACAAGCCUGGUCGUGAGAGGAGGAAGAUUGAGAUCAAGUUCAUCCAGGACAAGUCGCGUCGUCACAUCACCUUCUCGAAGCGCAAAGCUGGUAUCAUGAAGAAGGCAUAUGAACUGUCCGUCCUCACUGGCACACAAGUACUGCUUCUCGUCGUGUCCGAGACCGGUCUCGUCUACACCUUCACUACGCCCAAGCUUCAGCCAUUGGUCACCAAGCCAGAGGGCAAGAACCUCAUUCAGGCCUGUCUUAAUGCUCCCGAACCAGCCGACAGCAACGGCGUAGAUGGUGAAUCCGCGGUCGAGUCACCAGAAGAACAACACGCCGCUCCUCCACCAAUGCCACAGGCCAUGCCACCCCAAGGCAUGCGCACCCAGCAAGCUGCCGCUCAACCUCCCUAUAUGACCGCAGAUCAACAGCAGGCAUUACAAUAUCAGGCUUACCUGCAGCAACAGCAAGCGGCGCAGCAAGGCGCGUACCCGAUUCCGCCACAGCAGGGCAUGCAUCAGCAGCGUUAG